This is a messenger RNA of Sesamum indicum (sesame), 832 nucleotides long. RefSeq names its product protein LIGHT-DEPENDENT SHORT HYPOCOTYLS 10. NCBI's taxonomy places the organism in Eukaryota, Viridiplantae, Streptophyta, Magnoliopsida, Lamiales, Pedaliaceae. Gene Ontology annotation, cellular component: nucleus. Gene Ontology annotation, biological process: response to light stimulus; mRNA transcription. The record is from RefSeq and is a predicted model, not a curated record.
GGGAAAAAAUAACGAGGAAAAAAACAGAAAGCAACUGCAUGUGGCCCAUUGCAUGUCAUCUCCAUUAGCCUCUAUGAUGGGAUCGUCUUCAUCUCAUAAUUAUUCAUCUAAUAUUACCUUAUUUAGCCAGAGCACGAAGAAAACUAGACCAAUUUCAUGGUGUCUUUAUUGAAUUUAGAUGGAUAGAGGGAAAGAUUUGGCAGAAGGGUCAUCCUGCGGUGGCGAUCCGGCAGCUGCGACGACGCCCAGCCGCUACGAGUCGCAGAAGAGGAGGGAUUGGAACACUUUCGGGCAGUUCUUGAGGAACCAACGGCCGCCAGUGGCGCUGUCUCAGUGCAGCAGCGGGCACGUGCUGGAGUUUCUGAGGUACUUGGAUCAGUUUGGGAAGACCAAGGUGCACUUGCAAGGCUGCAUCUUUUACGGGCAGCCAGAGCCGCCGGCACCUUGUACCUGCCCGCUGAGGCAGGCGUGGGGCAGCCUUGAUGCUCUCAUUGGGCGGCUGCGCGCAGCCUAUGAGGAGAACGGGGGGCCACAGGAGACGAACCCUUUUGCGAGUAGUGCAAUAAGGAUUUACUUGAGGGAAGUAAAGGAGAGUCAGGCUAAGGCAAGAGGGAUCCCUUACAAGAAGAAGAAGAAGGGUGGAAGUGGAAAGCCUGAUGAUGACUCCAGCACUUCUUCAAUCCCAUUUUCUUGAUCCUGAUUACUCAUCAACUAUUGGUAACACUCUAUCCAAGUAUGCCCAUUUUCUGGGAAAGGAUAAUUUCAAGAGUGUUAUGGUUAAUAUAUAGCUUGCUUCUACAUAUAUACGUCUAUAUAUAUAUUCCUUUCGUUU